Molecule: messenger RNA, 2217 nt
Organism: Cyclospora cayetanensis
Lineage: Eukaryota; Apicomplexa; Conoidasida; Eucoccidiorida; Eimeriidae
Exons: 10
Coding region: 1-2217 (738 amino acids)
Biological process (GO): phosphatidylinositol dephosphorylation
Molecular function (GO): phosphatase activity
Source: RefSeq, a predicted model, not a curated record
AUGUCUUCUCGAGAUGAUCAGAUUCCGACACUGAGUCGGGAGAACCGGUGGGCUAACGAAGAGGACGUUGGCUUGAGUCCGAAAGACCAAAGCCCCCCGCAUAGCCCCCCCGGAUAUCCAGCCAUAUCUUCGUUCCAAGAAGGCGUAAGCACGCAUUUAGAGAGAGGAGCGACAAGGCCUCCCCAUGCCCGACGAGCGCGUCCAGGCGCGCACUUCCAGGCACCGCCUACUUCGCCUCGCGCGCCGCUGGUGCACUGCAACACCCUGUUCAAAACGUCGACUGUUCAGGCACCCCUCCUUCUCGAGGAAGACAGAGGCCAAGAGGCGGCCAAAGGCGCAGGAGACGCAGUAGCAGUGCCUAGGACGAAGUCUACACCCGUGUCUGCAGACAGACGGGGCAUUACACCGCCGUCGAGCGCGUGUGAGGCUGCGGGGGUUCAACUGACACAAGCACCCUCAAGUCCUCAACCACAGGCGUCGACGACAUUCUCGGCGCCUUCAGACCGCGAGUCGCAGUGUGCAACGAGCUCCCCUAAGAAAGACAACCCUUCUCAGACCCCCCUAAGUUCACAGUUCGCCAGCGCGCAGCACAGCGGCAGCAGGCCCCCAGGACGGCUUGGCAUUCCCAACGCGCAAGGGGGCUUGUCCUUCUCCAGCGAGAAGCUGCUCUCUGCAGCUCCAUAUUUCAAGGCUUUCCAAGAGAUGGAGAAGGCCUUGGCGUCAACAACUCCCAAGAAACACAUUCCCAUGGGACCCCGGCAUAUAAGCGUAGCGAUGCAGGGGGCCCCCCCCGUUAAGGUCUUCUGCGGGACGUGGAACUGUCAAUAUCAGGAAUUCCCAGUAAACUUCUUGACAAACCAGAAAACUGCAGUUUGCGUACAGAGGAUUUCGGGGAGCCAGAAAUUCGCGGGCGGUUCGGAAACUCCUUCCCCUUUAAGUGGGGAAGUAUCGCCCUCUUCAGUGAUAGCCGAGUGCCUUCCCGAAGAGGUCCCGGCGGAUGUGAUUGCCAAACUGGAUGGCGAUUUUGAGACCUUGUUCAGCUCUGACGGCAAUGAGGCAGAAGGUCAAGCGGAAGGAGAUGGCCAGCCGCAGGAGCCUGCUGCUGCUGUCGCGCAGUCGCCCUCUGUGAGGUUUUCACCCCCCUUGACACGAAGAGGCACAAUCCGUAGGGGAGACCUUCUGCGUUCCAGCACCCGACAGUUGACGGCAGUACAAGGAGAAGACCAGCCCCUAGGAGAGUGGCUGCUUCCGGGUUAUGACGUGUACGUUGUCUCUCUUCAAGAGACCUUGGGGCAAACCAUCUUCAACACAGUAACGGUGUACCUAACGGCUGUCAAUGGAGUCUCCUACAAGAGAAUCAAGUUCUCGGAGGAUAAGCUCUCGGGCCUCGGCGAUGGCGCGUGGAUGCAAUUCAAGAGCACCAGUUUGGCCGUUUGGGCCAGAGAAGAUCUCGAGGGCGAGGGUAUGCCGGUCAGUCUAGUAAGCUCCAAGGCUGCAUCAGUCAGCUUCUUGUCUGGGAGCAAGGGAGGCGUAAGCGUCUGCUUGAAGAUAUGGAAUCAGUUUUUCUGCUUCAUUGGAUGCCACAUGCCGUCGACGUCUCCCGAGGAUCGGAGGAAAGCGCGAGCUGUGGUGGAGCAGCGCCUUUUGGAGUUUUAUGGCGGUGCGUCCAGCUGGAAUGAAGCAUUUCAUCAUGUCAUUUGGAUGGGAGACUUCAAUUUCAGAACUCAGCGCAUGACAGCGCAACGAGCAGUUACUCUACUAAAACAAUCUCUCAGGGGAUUGCUGAACUUUGAUGAGUGGAUGGGACAGAGUGGAGAGGAUAUGCGCGCUUCUGGUUUUACCGAGGCACCGAUUUGUUUUCCCCCUACCUACAAAAAGGCAGAUGGCCGACCUCCCGUCAACAUGGGUGAGCCUAAGUGGGUUGAACAGGAGUACCAAACUCAAAUGGUUACGCAGUGGUACAAGGGCUCAAGACUACAGGACCGAGUUCCUUCGGUAUGUGCGGAUUUCAGCACAAAAGUCUUCAAGUGCUCUCUCCCCGAGAUGUCCUCCCUCGUGCGCUUCCAGCCCAACGUGUACUUCUCCGCUCUGCCAAAGCGCCCUUCCUUUUUGAUUGCUAGCGACCACUCGCCGGUAGGUCUGGGUCUUGACUGCUAUCCACUGGAUAUGUCUUACAUUAUGCCUGAAGUAACAUCGCGUACUCUGGCAGCGAAGUAA